CAGACCUACUCCUCUGGUACAAGUGCAUACAAACGUAAAAAAUGUUUUGCUUGGAUUCAGUUUAGUAGCGUCUCAAUUUUGACCGCGGACUAUUAGUAUUAACAGUUUAUUUGUGAAGUAUCUUCAUCGUUUUCGGCGUGUCUUCCAGAGUUAAACAAAUGGAGGCUCUACUGCCAUCGGAAAUUGCAAGACUGGUUUUCGGAUACCUUGAAGACCAAAAAUGCAAUGAGGCUGCCAGAUCGUUUUUGGAAGCCUCUCCACACCUGCAUGAAUGUCGCACUGCUGUAUUAAACGGCAGACGGUUCAACACCCGUGUCAACGGAUAUACACUUACUGAUAUAUUUGAUAAAUUUUCUGCUGCUCAUUUAUUAGUGCAGGAGAGAUUGAAUAAAGUUGCGGAUUGUGAGCAGGUCAAACGAUGUGGCGAUUUGCUGGACCAGUUGCGAUUUCUGAUUGGAGGAUCUCGAGGACAACGUUUUGUAGUAAACAUCAAUGUUCCAUCACAAGCGAGUUCUCAAACUUAUGGCGGAUCUCCGUUAAUAACUAGUAGUAUACGUAAAAGGUAUCACAGUGCCAGUGAUAGAGAGCGUUCUAGGCGUUGCCCAAAACCGCUACAUCAACUAAGUGAAAACCAGACCGAGCCAGUAAGCAGUCAGUUACGUUGCGAAACAGUAGAAGCUACUCCACUGGAAAGCUUACCUGGUCAUACAUAUUUGAGCAGCGUAACCCAUCAGCCUGAGCCGUCUACUAGCCAUGACAGUGAUGGCGUUUACUGCACUUCAACAAAAAAUGAGUACACUGAUCGCCCUCCUUUGGGUGAUUUUUCAUCUCUUACGACACAGAUGUGUCACGAUACGAGAUUGUCCAACCAGGCCAUAGAGCAGGAAACUUCGAUACAAACUGCAGGUGGAAGACUGGAGAAAUGCAGUUCAGGUUUGGAAGAUGUAACAGAUAUAACGGAUUUGAGGCGGACAGAUAAUGAGGAAAACAAGAACUUAAUGCUCGGAGGAAAAACGAUGGCUACUAGUACCGAUGAAUUGACCACGUACUCCAGCAUUGAAGUACAAACCACUCCCUACGCCCUCUCGGAAUCAGAAUCAAAUGAGCUGGACGAUGAGCCAAUUGAAAAUUUAAGCUUACUGACCAAAGAACUACUUAAUCGGACGGAAUUGCAAGAAAGAAUAGCUGAAAAUAUAAACAAAGCAAUACUUCCCAUAGAAAUGCCUUCUAAGGAUGAAAGCAUUUGUGAGUCUAUGAGUGGCGAGAUGAACACCUCGAUCAUGGCUGAGCUGAAUAAUGCAAUUAAAUCCAUAGUGGUAGCGACAGAAACGGAUCCAGUAUUUGAAAAUUUUUUGGACGAGAUCAUAGGACCUAAUGUGGAUACCGAUACCAGUCCAGAUGAAGAGCAUGACUUCAGAGUUAGUUUGGAACAUGAAACAAAUUCUAGAAUUCAGACGGAACCAUCUAAUACUGCUGUAGUUGACAUGGAACUGGAAGAAGUAACUUCAGUAGUAUCCACUAAAAGUACGAGUUCAAAUGGCAUAACAGAGUUACCUUUGAAGCACAGAUUACGUAGUUCAUCUCGACAACAGAAUAGUAAGCCGGAGGACGAAAGAGACAGAACAAAAGACGUUGAAAGAGUUGACAAUGCUCUUGAAGAUCAUAACGCUGAAGCUAUUCGGAGUAUUAUUAAUGCAAACAUUGUUGGAAAUAAACAAAUGUCAGACAAAGGUCCUGCAGUCGGGAAUGCUAUAGCAGCAAAGCCUGCUGUGGCUAUCCAGUCCACUGAAUUGUCGCAACCUGUAUCAAUUCCUCCUGCAAGUCAGAUCGCAGACAGUACUGAAGUAAUGGAAAAUGAUCUUACAAGCCACAAAAGUAGUGAGGAACCAGCCGUUAAAAACCUCAUUUGUCCAAAUUCUAAUUCUGAGCUAAAUGGCAAUCAGAUUAAUCUCAUCAGUGAACAAGAAAUGAUGGCGAUGCCUACAUUGAUUCUUUGUUCUGCAGCAGAAGUGCGCAAUAGUAUUAAAGCAGAUAAUCUGUCCUCAUCCCAGUCAACUGUGUCUUACCCUGAACCUCGAUUCGUUCCCAUUGCCCCAAAAGGACCUGACAAUUUGGAGCCAAUGUUGCCGUUGUAUCUCAGAGCUGUACAUGUUCCGAUACAAGUUCAAUCGAAGAUUCAACCUCAAGUCGCUACCAAAGUAGAGAAAAUGAUAACGAAUCCUCCAUCGUCAUCACAGGUAUCAGGAGCUAAUACAAAGUGUAAUCGCAAAAUGAUGAAAAAAAAGAAAAAUCUUAAGUCUGCUAUUGUACCGACAAAUACCGCCGUAGAGUCUAAAACUUUGUCGGUUACGAACACAGAACAGACUAGUUCUGCAGAAGUUGAGUCUAUAACACUUUAUGCAAAUGACAAUAGCUUUGGUACACUGAUUGAAAAUGCUGGGAAUAUGCCAAUGAUAAAUCUUGAUGAUACAAUGGCCUUAACUGGUACCGGUUUCUCUCCCUAUCUAAAAUUCCACGAUAACAAAAAUAUCACAUCAACAUCCAACGUAUCAUCAGCAAAACUGACCAAUGAUGUUCCGAUUGAACAAUUAGAUGUGGAUAUCAAGGUUGACGAAUCUAAAGUAUUGCCUCAUACGGAAAAUAUUUUAUUUGCUCGGAACACUCCAAAGUCAUUGUUAAGAAAUAGGUCCAGAAAUAACAGAUUAAGCAUGUCAACCCCUCGAAGGCGAAGCAAUCACAUAAGAGCACUGGAUUUUAACACCCCAAAAAAAUCAUCUAGUUCUGAGCAGAAAACAGGCAGCGACAAAAGUGUACAAUUUUCUCCAAAAUCGUCUAAACGUAUAAGGUCAGCUUGUAGAACAAGCCUCUUCAAGUCUCCACCUUUUUCUGGUUCGGUAACGAUGUCACAGAAAAUAAAAACACCAGUGAAAGAUCAACAGCCAUAUAAAGUACCAAUUGCUACCAGAAGCCCUGCUCCAAAGUUACUCGGAGGCUGGGAUAAGUACACUGGCGUUGGAAUGAUCCUUGGCGGCACAUCUCCACAUCCCAGUUCUUCGUCAACAUCCGUCGAACACGAUGAACCACCAUCCUAUUCUCAAGCAAAAUCCUCGUCAUGUACUGUGAAAAAAAGUUGGGAUGCCGAUCUUAGGCAAGUUUUACAGGACUAUCAACAACCUUCGUGUUCGACAUUGCUAGUGAAAAAGGGACCUGUAAAAGUGAAAAGUAGAGUUGGGAAAAGCUGCAGCGCAGGUAGAAAGGAAAAUGCUUCAAAAUCUGAAGGAAGUGAAAAUGCUGAGCAGUCUAAGCAUGGCGUAAUAAUGGACCGGAAUGAAUCGAAAUUUAUUGUAAAACGGGGUGUGAAUAGUUUUGACGAAGUUAUAUCUGAUGAAGUUGCGGAUGUUAGUCCUUCAGUAGCAAACAAAGAGAUAUCACUGCAUGAAAAGCGCUCUGCUUUAAAUACAAAUGUCGAAUUAGUCGUGCAAACCGAUGCACAGAUCGUUACCUCCAAAUUACGGCAUGAACAUGCUCUUAAAGAUGAGAUGGAAUCCUCUGAAGGCUUUGAUGUGAGUAAAACGAAAGAAAAACUGAGUGUUAAAAAGUAUGCUAUAUUAAAAACUUUGGAAACAAAAAUUUCAAAACACAAGUACAAUCGUGAAAUCGAAAGCACAACUUUAUGCCCUAAUGACUCUAGCCAAAAGAAAAGUGAAUGUUUGAAAGUUUCUCCUGAAACUCAUAGUCUAACAACUCACAUAUUGCAAAUGUGUGAUUUAGAAACUCCAAGAAAAGGCGAUAUUUCUCCUGGUAUUCCUCCCACUCCAAGAAUGCUCAGUCCAAGUAGCAUUACUAUAACUCCAUUUACGAACAGGACCCAGGAAUCAAGCAAAGUUCCAGGUAUCAUUAGUACGCCGGAUUUUCCACCGACUCCAAACAUAAGGCUAACGCCAAAAACAAUGGAAGAAAUCACGAUUGAUGCAAUCAAGAAAGGAGAGUUUGGAACAUGUUCGCCUUAUUAUGAACCGAGUACAGAACAGCCGAAUAUUGUAGAUAACGUGUUCAGUAGCCUAAAUACCACAAAAAAAAGUGGGCCCGAAGUUGUACCCGUUGCACCGUCCAUGAAAACGGACCCUGAUGAUAUGCUCAAUAGUGUGGUGGAUAAUGAUUUUAUAAGAAGUACUUUAAAGCGUAAACCAGAAAUAACACAGUUUGAAGUAAUAAAGGAAAAUUUAUCAAAAGAAGAAGCUGACAAAGAGUUGAAGAUAUCGACAAAUUCUACAAGUACUGAAGUACUAUUACCUGAAUUGAUCUAUGCGACACCUAUUAAUAUUCAAGAACAGAUCGAAGAUGAAAAUGUUUUUGAACGGUCCCCACAAAAUCAGAGUACUGAUUCCACAAGUCUAAAUGAAUCGAGCAAAUCGUCAUCAUCUGGCACUAGUUCAUCUUCAUCAACGUCAUCAUCAUGUAGUUGCUCCAGUUUUGCGACUACAUCUACGCCAUUCAAGUCGGUAACAAAAUGUAAAACAAAAUCUAACGCGUGCGAUACCAGCACUGACUCUUGUGCCAAAAAUCAACCCGAUGUACUGAAUACUCACGAUUUAAUAAGUAAACUUUCUCCCAUAACUGUAAACAACGGCGUUGCUGCAGUAGAAAGUAACAAAAAUCUCUUUGAAAUGCAACAUACUUCGUCAUUAGAGAAAGGAGAAACAUCACCUUUAAAAGUACUGUUACUGAAUAAGACUCAGGAGGAGGUAGACGCUUCAACAAAGGAAACACCGCUUAAAGAUGAGGCACUACUGUCCGAGGCUAAUAUUUCCGAAACUCCUAGUAGCUCUAAAUCUGGAAUAGAAAAUUUAACCAAUUUAAAGUCAAAACUUUCUACUUUGGACAAUUCUGGCUAUGAAGAUAGUUCAAAACAGAAUCAGGUAGUUAAUAAAACUCAUAUUCAUCCUUUUACAAGACUGAAACCGAAAAUUAUAAGUGUGCAACACUUUUUGCCAGAUGUUUCACUUGCACUCAAGCCACCAUUGCUAUCUGAAAUUGUAAGCAGUACAACACAACCUUCGAAUAGCCAAGUCUCCUCAUCAUCCGUUACAUUAGAUGGUAAGCUUGGUAUGCAUUUGGAAGAAAAAAGACUGCGUCUUAUGGCUAAGCUGAAAAGUAAUCCUCAGACAAAGAUAGCUCCAAAUAGAGUAAGGUUCAAACAAGUAAAUUUAAAUGCGAAAAUGAAUACCAAAGAAAAACAUACUAUAGCCACAUUUUCCACUUAUGAACAGAGAAAGAGUUCAACUCAAACAAUGUCUGAUAAUCCAGCAACAAAGCAAGUUAUUCAAAUUAAAAAAAAAACAAACCCCAAUGCGACAAACAGUAGCAGAGCAUCGAGCAAACGGAUUUCGGAAAAUGAAAGUAAUGAGGGAGCACAGCUUACGCAAUCCCAAGAAGCUUCGGUGAAAUUAAUUUCUGAAGACUGUAAACAGGAAAAAUGUGAUGCAGCUCAAAGUGGCACAAAAAAGUCAUCUAAUAUGAAUACACACAAAAGUUCUACGAUAAGAAAAAAAGACUGUAAUGCACCUCUGAAAAGUAGAAAAUCGAUCAGGAGAAUACGAAAUCGGCAAGUGCUUCAGGAGACUGCCAAAGCUGAGUGUGACUCCAAAAUUUGUGAUACGAUGAGAAAUGAAGAUCCAUUGACAGUGGGUUUGACUACAUUAGAUUACGAUACCUCACAACCAAUGAGUUACACGGAAUUGAAUGAAGACCUUGGAGCUACUAGCAAAAUUAUUGAUCCAAGACAUUCAACCGAACUUAUAGCAAUUGUAUCCCAAAAGUGUGAAACGAUUUUCGAAAAAGAUUCUGAUGACAAAAAUGAUGAGGAAUGUCCUGUAGAAAAUAUCACCAUUCCAGUGAAAAAAAGUCAGACUGUUCAGUUGUCUAAAGUCGACCAGAUCAAAAGGGAUCUUUUCAGUGAUGAGGAAAAUAGCGAUCAGAGAACUACUCGUUCGAAAACCCGUCAAUUAUCGGAUACGCAAAAAAGUGAACCUUCUAUGCCUGUUUAUAGCGCUCAAUCCGAACCGAAGAUUUGUGAGAUUGUGCCUAAAAAAUCAAAAGAAGAAUUAACAAAUGUUUUGGAAUGUUUGAAAUUAGUUCCGGCGAAUAAAACCGAAACAAUUGGGAACACAGGCAACAGUUCUCAAUUACAUAUUAACGAGUUGGGUGAAUAUCAGUUUUUCCAUACUGAUUCCGUAUCAAUAAAGAAAAAGAGAACAAAGUUUCGUAGUAGUAGUUUGGAAUAUAUAAUAUCUCGGUAUCUUGAUGAUGACAACGGAACAGAAUGUCAGAAGGUAAUGACAUCCACUGCUUAUGAAGAAAUUUUCAAUCAUUCUCCAAGACCAAAGAAAAGAGUAGUGGCUAAGAAGCUGAAAAUUAAAAAUUCCAAAUCCACAAAAGAAGAGGCUCUGAAACCCACAAGUACACUUGGAACAAAAUUUGAAAACGAUAUAAUAGAGACAUCAGUUGUUUUAUCUUCGAGCGUGAAAUUAAAAACUGCACCAUCCAAAGUUAAGAAGAAUGCUACAAAAACGCAAACCAAGAGCCUCAUGUUGACUAAGAAAGAUGAUGAAACGGAGCAUGAAGAUGGCAACCCAGAUUCGGAGAAACUGAAAAUCUCAGACUCAGUAGAAGAUCAACCGAUUGAAAAGAAACGACGUAUUGCUGACCCACAAUCAUUAUUGAAGAAAUUAGACCUGGACCUCUUUCUGACGUCUGUUCAUGGACCUGUCGGACAAUAAUGCAUUUGGUUUAAACAGUUAACUAAGUGUACAUAGGAAGAUAAUGUUGUUAAAUUUUGAACAUAUAUUUAUACAUGUAACUUACUGGAUAUUGUUAUUUGUUUCUAACUACUAUUAUUACUAUUAAUACUAUUAUUUUUAUUCGAAAGUUUCCGCGCAGAAUUCAAGACACUGAAGUACAUAAAUGGCAUUACCGACAAACCUUUUAUUACCAUGCCUAAAGAAAGUAAUAAUGUUGAGUAUUUCUAUUGUUGUCACUCUCCAGAACUUUAUUCUCUCUCGGAAAAAAACCCUAAGUUGGGUGCAAAUUCGAACCCCCAGCUCAUAGAUACUGCUUAAUUCCCACAAACAAAAAGUCGAGGGUACGAAUUUACACGCAAGUUGAGUAUUUUCCGUAAGGGUUAACUUACCACUUUUGUAACUGGACCAAAAGAGACUGUUCAUUGUCGAUUAUAUAGAUUAAUGACUCCCAUGGACUAUAUUAGAAAAAUAUU
Molecule: messenger RNA, 7273 nt
Organism: Neodiprion fabricii
Lineage: Eukaryota; Metazoa; Arthropoda; Insecta; Hymenoptera; Diprionidae
Product: serine-rich adhesin for platelets-like
Exons: 12
Coding region: 159-6779 (2206 amino acids)
Source: RefSeq, a predicted model, not a curated record